Molecule: messenger RNA, 1505 nt
Organism: Ochotona princeps (American pika)
Lineage: Eukaryota; Metazoa; Chordata; Mammalia; Lagomorpha; Ochotonidae
Gene: GSG1L
Product: GSG1 like
Exons: 7
Coding region: 91-1083 (330 amino acids)
Cellular component (GO): plasma membrane
Source: RefSeq, a predicted model, not a curated record
GGCGGGCAGCGGCCGCUGACGCGGGGCGCCGGCUGCCAACUUCGCGCGCGCGGAGCUGCCCGCCGGCGCGGUCCCGGCGGUGCGGGCGGCAUGAAGACGAGCCGCCGCGGCCGAGCGCUCCUGGCCGUGGCCCUGAACCUGCUGGCGCUGCUCUUCGCCACCACCGCCUUCCUCACCACGCACUGGUGCCAGGGCACGCAGCGGGUCCCCAAGCCCGGCUGCGGCCAGGGCGGGAGCACCAACUGCCCCAACUCGGGCGCCAACGCCACCACGGUCAACGCCACGGCCGCCCCCGCCGCUGCCGCCGCCGCCGGCCAAGGCGCCCCGGGCGGCGCGCUCUACAGCUGGGAGACGGGCGACGACCGCUUUCUCCUGAGGAAUUUCCACACCGGCAUCUGGUACUCGUGCGAAGAGCAGCUCGGCGGGAGCGGUGAGAAAUGUCGCAGCUUCAUUGACCUGGCCCCAGCAUCGGAGAAAGGGGUCCUGUGGCUGUCGGUGGUCUCCGAGGUGCUGUACAUCCUCCUGCUGGUGGUUGGCUUCAGCCUCAUGUGUCUUGAGCUCUUCCACUCCAGCAAUGUCAUCGACGGACUCAAGCUCAACGCCUUCGCUGCCGUCUUCACGGUGCUGUCAGGCCUCCUGGGAAUGGUCGCCCACAUGAUGUACACACAGGUGUUCCAGGUCACCGUGAGCCUCGGCCCCGAGGACUGGAGACCUCACUCGUGGGACUACGGGUGGUCUUUCUGCCUGGCGUGGGGCUCCUUCACCUGCUGCAUGGCAGCCUCGGUCACCACGCUCAACUCCUACACCAAGACGGUCAUUGAGUUCCGGCACAAACGCAAAGUCUUCGAGCAGGGCUACAGGGAGGAGCCGACCUUCGUAGACCCAGAGGCCAUCAAGUACUUCCGGGAGAGGCUCGAGAAGGGCGAGUGUAGCGAGGAGGAGGACCUGCGCUUGGACUGCCGCCACGAGCGCUACCCGACCCGUCACCAGCCGCACAUGGGGGACUCCUGGCCCCGGGGCUCGGCACAGGAAGCGGCACCAGAGCUGAGUCACCAGUGCUGGGUGCUGGGGCACUGGGUGUGACAGACGUCCCGGUCUACUUGCUGGGUCUCAGGCUGUGGCUGGCAUCACCUCCCCGGCGCCCUGGAAGCCUGGCCUGUGUGCUGUGGAACUCGGCCAGACUUGUCCUGCCCGCCUGCCUGGCAAUCCUGGACGUGGGGGGCCAGGAUGAGACCAAGGGCUUUACCUGGCUGCACAGAGACCUCACCAAGGCAGCCCUGCCUGAACUCUUGACGUUACCAAGGGCAGAGCCCACCGGGCACAAUGGUGACACCAGAAGGGGCAUGGACACUGGUCACUGAGUGUGGCCGAGACACCCAUGAGCCACCAGGAAGCUGAGGAGGUGCCUGGUGUGUGUGUUUGAGGAAGGAACAGCACGCUGGCAUAGCAAGAGGUCACACAGCAGGCACACAGCAGGGGCUCAAUAAAUGCUUCUUGAACCUGUU